AUGUUCGUCCUCAGAAAUGUGGGGAAAUUUAUCUUCGGUGAUACCUCUAAACAGUCUAUGAUCGAGCUCCCUCAAGGCCAACUCUAUCUCGUUCGACCGCUUUCGCCCAAAGGGUACUCAGAACUCAUCUUCAAGGACGGAGCCGCGAGAAUCCGACCAACGAACCAAGAAUACCAGUAUCAGCUUGUUAUCCAGCGCGCAUACGAGGAGGGCGAGGAGGAGCUGUUGGACGACGACGACGGAGAAGACGCGGAAUCUGCUGCCUUGGCUGCUGAGCGAGACGAGAAGACAUUUCUUCUUGACGAAAGCCUACAUUUCCGAUCAGAGAUUCGACCAGGCGGAGAAAAGGUUCUUGCGUGGAGAGAUUUGAGUGGCGACGCCGGUGACCUCUACGAAUUCGUGUGCGACAACUCGAUCGCCGAAGACCAGGUGCAAGCUUUCGAGCUCACGGCUGUUCAGUGCCAAUACGAACGAAAGCACCGAAAGCCAUACACUCUCGCGACUACGCAAGAUCUUGCACAGCUCACUUUCGUUGACGAACAACCGAUUCCAAGCGCAAGUCCGAUACAUAGCCCUUCUCGUAGUCCUACAGCCCUCUCACCUGUCUCCAAUAUGCCCCCUCCAGUUAGGAGCACCGCAAACUCUGCAUUGAAACGGGAGAAAGCUCCAGCCGAAUCUAGUAUUUCCCGCAGUACCCCAGCCCGAGAUGACACUCCUACAGUUGCGCCGCCGGUUGGCGAGCAUCCUGAAUCUAGCUCAGUCCUGGCACAAGAGCUUGCAGAGCUCCAUCUGUUUGACUUCCCAUCUGGCUCGUUCAUACUCCAGGAUCCGGCGGUCAAGGCAACAGUAUCUGAAGUGGGCAGCUGGCGAUACUAUCUACAGAUUGGCAGCAAGGAGCACCGCGACUGGCUUGGUCAAGAGAUUAUUGCUGAUAUAAAUCCCGUCUUCAACUUCGAAUACCUUUCCUGCAUCUUCAACGCAUAUUCAUCUACUGGUGAAGCCUACUCCUGGCUCCUUCGAUUCAAAGAUGAGGAAACCCUCUCCCGCUUCCAGGAAGGUCUCAUGCAAUCUUUGUGGGAGCAAUUGAACGAGAUGAAGUGGCUGAAGGUCAAGCAAGAUGAACGUGACUAUGUUACGGAGGCAUUCCAGGACCUGACGAUGGCUGACGCACCACCUGAAGAGGAAGAAGAAGAAGAAUCAGAUGAUGUGGAGGAUGAUGGCCAGAGGAGUGAACACUAUGAUAGCGACGAAGAGGAGGAUGAUGUGAUCACUAGAGACGAUGAUGGCAACGUCAAUUCUCAACUUGCCGUGGGAUACAAACACGACCGAUCAUUUGUCGUCCGUGGAUCAAAGAUUGGGGUAUUCAAGCAUACCCUGAAUAAUCAUCUGGAGUUCACAACAAAUAUCUCGAAGGUUGAGACACCAAAAGGAGCACUAUUCAAGCCUAAGAGGGUAAUGCUUCACGCCGAGGAUAAGAACCUGGUUUUACAAAACGAGAAUGAUCCCAACUCUCUGUACCAGAUGGACUUAGAGUAUGGCAAAAUCGUUGAUGAAUGGAAGAUCCACGAUGAUAUACCUGUCGACACUUUCGUGCCUGAAAACAAGUUUGCGCAAAUGACUGGGGAACAAACUUUCCUUGGCCUCUCAAAAAAUGCUCUUUACCGUAUAGACCCACGUCUUGCGGGGAACAAGCUCGUUGAUUCCGAACUUAAGCAAUAUGCUUCAAAGAACGACUUCUCCGCUGCUGCAACCACUGAUAAGGGGUAUAUUGCCGUCGCUAGUAACAAGGGAGAUAUUCGCAUGUUCGACCGUCUGGGCAUUAACGCCAAGACUCACAUCCCAGCUCUGGGUGAGCCUAUAAUUGGUCUCGAUGUCAGUGCUGAUGGUCGCUGGGUUCUUGCUACAUGUCGUACUUAUCUCCUUCUUAUCGACGCUUUGCAAAAGGACGGCAAGAAUGAGGGAAAGCUUGGCUUUGAAAAGUCGUUUGGCAAAGACUCGAAACCUCAACCUCGUCGUCUGGGACUGACACCAGCUCACGUUGCCCAAUUUCAGCACGAGACCGGAGCCCCACUGUCUUUUACCACAGCGCGCUUCAACGCGGGAGAAGGACUCUCGGAAACUUCAGUCAUCACAGCUACCGGCCCCUUUAUCGUCACAUGGAACUUGAAAAAAGUAUUGAGAGGAAAUAAAGACCCUUACACCGUCAAGAGAUAUUCUGAGGAGGUCAAAGCGGAUAAUUUCAAGUAUGGCAGUGACAAGAAUGUCAUUGUGGCUCUCCCCAACGAAGUCAACAUGGUUGCGAAACAGACCUUCAAGAGACCCACCCGUGAGAGUAUUGCUACACCUGCGAGACUUGGUGGUGGUGGCAGUUUCGGUGGAAGACAAAGUGAUGCAGGGAGAGUUGGUACGAGGGAUAGUGCAAGAUACAAACUUGGCAGAGAGGAUGUGGUGAAUUCUCCUUAUUGA
Lachnellula hyalina is the source of this 2466-nucleotide messenger RNA. It is a transcript of the gene vid27, whose product is annotated as Vacuolar import and degradation protein. The coding region runs from base 1 to 2466 and encodes 821 amino acids. The record is from RefSeq and is a predicted model, not a curated record. Gene Ontology annotation, cellular component: nucleus; cytoplasm. The transcript has 2 exons. Lineage: Eukaryota; Fungi; Ascomycota; Leotiomycetes; Helotiales; Lachnaceae.